CAUCUGAAAUGAGGGGGACCGCAAAACUCACCCAGGGGGUCCUUUGGAGCCAGGCUGCUUGAAGGUAUAUGAGCCCAGGAUACCUACCUUUGUUACUGGGUGCCAAGUACUAGAGUGCAGUGUGAAUUAGUUGGCCCUGGGGGAAGGUGCAAGAGCAGCCAGAGACCCUAGGGCUGGUUGGAUGAAGGUGGCCACCCAAGUUAAGAUGAUGUCUCAGGACCUUGCAUCAGACCUCUGCCAACCCAGAGGGGUCCCCCUUCUCCCACUCCCAGUGCACUGACAGCUCCUGGAUUGGGUACCCUGCUUUAAGGAUUUGGAUCCAGUGGAGGGGAGUUACAGCCAGAAGGGCCAUGCCCUAGUCCUACUUGUCACUGCCUCCAGAGGCAAGGGGAAACCACACAUCACCGGAAGAAUUAAACUUCUGAACCCCAAGCUCAAUCCCUGUUGAUGUGGAGGUGAGGCAGAGUCCCAGUGCAGGCCUGUGGUGGACAGCUAGGCUUGAAUUCAGGCAUUGCAGGUGUUUAUUUUCUGAGCUAUAUUGCUGUGCACCUGGCAGGAGGUUAGGGACGCCUGAUCACUGGGAACAAAAGGCUUAACCCAGCAGAACCUCAUCUCCCCAAGGGGCUAGUGAGUACUUCAGGAGGACCACCCAGUGAGGUCAGCAGAGUACCUGAAGCUUUUCCAUUUGACUUGAGUGAAACACUCCCAGUGCUGGGAUUUCUGUCUCCCAAAUGCCUGGAAUAUAGUAAGCAUGGAUGGAAGGGGAAGGAGGCAGUUCCCAGCCCUGGAAUGUGUGGGCUCUUUCGUCCAGCAAGGAGGUCCAUGGAACAGGAUAGAAUAGAGGGUGGCUGCAGAGUUGCUAAUCAAGACCUCCGGAGACCAAGCCGGAAGCAGGUCUGAUUUUAUUGCACAGUUACCAUGUAUAUGUAGUCAGGCAGUAGCUAAGCAGAUGACAGGCAGCCACCAAUGCAAUUUCUGCCAACUGUCCUUGCAGUGACCAAUCUAGGAGUGGGCCAUGGAGCAAGCACAGGGACUGCAACACAGGGCCUCACACCCAGGGCUGUGCCUAUGGGGUAAGUGGUUUGCUACUCAACACCCUUAACGUACGCCAUGUAUGCAGUACUCCAUAUACUUGUCCCCACACUGGAAAGAGAACUAGACAAGCAGGACAAGCAGAAAGGAGACUGGCAUUUGUGCUCAAGAAGAGACCUGGGGGCCGUGAGGCCUGCAGCAGAGAGGGGGAUAGGCCUGGUAAACAGGCAAGAAGGGCUGGGACUAUACACAAGACCAGGAGGAGAAAGCAAAUAGGAGGAACAGAGCUGAGGGCGGAGCAGCCACUGUCAGAUGUCAGUGGGCCGUCAUCUGGGGGAGGGGUGGACAGGCUGCCCUGAGGGCAGGAGGCCAAGGCCAGGAAACCCAGGGACAGAGGUGAGAGUGCAUUCCACAGCCACUUCUCCAAGGACAGAGCUGGUGCCAUGGGUAUCAGGCAGUGGCUGGCCUUUCUGCUGUUCUUGCUGCUACUGCUGUGGGGUCUGGAGCAGCCCAUAUGGCUACCUGCUGUGGUACUGACCCUGCGAUGGCUCCUGGGAGACCCUACAUGCUUCUUGCUGCUUGGCCUGGUGGUAUUGGCACAGCCCUGGAUCGGCUCCUGGAUGUCCCACUGGCUGAGCCUGGUGGCUGUGCUUCUGACACUGAUUCUAUCACCUGCACGGCCCCCCCCAGGGCUACGCUGGCUGCCUGCAGAUAUGGCCUACUUGGCCAAGAUCCUCUACCUAGGAUGGAACAUCAGGACACAGUUGAGGCGACAGCCUCCAGACACCUUUGUGGAUGCCUUCGAGCGACAAGCAAGAGCACAACCUGGUCGGGUGUCCUUGGUGUGGACAGGGCACAGGGCCUGCUCGGUCACCAUUGGUGAGCUAGAUGCCCAGGCCUGCCAGGCAGCAUGGGCCCUGAAGAAUGAGCUGGGCAACCCCCCAGGCCUGGGUGUCAGGAAGGCAGCUGCCCUCCUGGUACCGACUUCCCAGGCCAUUCCUGCUCUGACUGUAUGGCUGGGGCUGGCCAAACUGGGCUGCCCAGUGGCUUGGAUCAACCCACAUGUCCGGGGGACACCCCUGGUACACUCUGUGCUGAGCUCUGGGGCACAGCUGCUGUUAGUGGACACAGAUCUUAAGGAGAACCUGGAAGAAGUCCUUCCUGAGCUGCAGGCUGAGAACAUCCGCUGCUUCUACCUCAGUCAUGUCUCCCCUACGCCAGGUGUGGGGGCUCUGGGGGCUGCCCUGGAGGCUGCUCCUUCUGACCCCGUGCCUGCUGACCUGCGUGCUGAGGUCACAUGGCAAAGCCCUGCCCUGUUCAUCUACACCUCAGGGACCACCGGGCUCCCAAAGCCAGCCAUCCUCUCACAUGAGCGUGUACUACAGAUGACCAAGAUGCUGCCCUUUUGUGGGGCCACAGCUGAUGAUGUGGUCUACACUGUCCUGCCUUUGUACCAUGUGAUGGGGCUUGUUGUUGGGAUCCUCAGCUGCUUAGAGCUUGGAGCCACCUGUGUCCUGGCCCCCAAAUUUUCUGCCUCCCGCUUCUGGAAUGAUUGCCGGCAGCAUGGUGUGACGGUGAUCCUGUAUGUAGGCGAGAUCCUGCGGUACCUGUGUAAUGUUCCCCAGCGACCAGAGGACCAAACACAUACAGUCCGUCUUGCAAUGGGCAAUGGACUACGGGCAGAUGUGUGGGAAACCUUCCAGCAGCGUUUCGGUCCCAUUCGGAUUUGGGAAUUCUAUGGCUCCACGGAGGGCAACAUGGGCUUUGUGAACUAUCCGGGGCACUGUGGGGCUGUGGGCAAGACAAAUUGCCUCCUUCGAGUCCUGUCUCCCUUUGAGCUUGUGCAGUUUGACACAGAGGCAGCGGAACCUGUGAGGGACAAGCAGGGCUUCUGCAUCCCUGUGGAGCCAGGGGAGGCCGGUCUCUUGCUGACGCGGGUCCUAGGCCGCCACCCUUUUCUGGGCUACCGCGGGCCCCGAGAGCAGUCGAAGCGGAAGCUGGUGUCGGACGUGCGGCGCCGGGGCGACGUCUACUACAACACCGGGGACGUCCUGGCCCUGGACGGCGCCGGCUUCCUCUACUUCCGGGACCGCCUGGGAGACACCUUCCGAUGGAAGGGUGAGAACGUUUCCACCAGGGAAGUGGAGGGCGUGCUGUCGCAGGUGGACUUCCUGCAGGAGGUGAAUGUCUACGGCGUGUGUGUGCCAGGUGUGCUUCCCAGGGUGCGAGGGGAAGGUGGGCAUGGCUGCCGUGCAGCUGGCUCCGGGCCAGACUUUCGAUGGGCAGAAGCUGUAUCGGCAUGUCCGUGCUUGGCUCCCGGCGUACGCCGUCCCGCAUUUCAUCCGUAUCCAGGUGAGCCCGGGCGGCCGAGGGAUCGCGGCCCAGGCUCCACAGAGGAGUUUCACCGUUGUCGUCACCAUGUCCGCCCCGUAGGAGGUACUGGAGAUCACCAGCACGUUCAAAUUGGUGAAGCCCCGUUUGGUGCGUGAGGGCUUUGAUGUGAGUGUCAUCGGUGACCCCGUGUUCAUACUGGACAACCGCGUCCAGGCCUUCCGGCCCCUGACAGCGGACAUACACCAGGCGGUGUGCGAAGGAACCUGGAAGCUCUGACCACCUGGCCAGCACUGGAAGUACGAGGGGGCAGAGACCAAUACCAACCCACUGUCACUGUGGGCGAAAGAUGCGACUCCUGCAGUCCACGGGGAGAAAUAAAGAAUGUGCCCACGCUUC
Messenger RNA from Ictidomys tridecemlineatus (thirteen-lined ground squirrel), 3762 nucleotides. It is a transcript of the gene Slc27a5, whose product is annotated as solute carrier family 27 member 5. Gene Ontology annotation, cellular component: endoplasmic reticulum membrane; plasma membrane. The record is from RefSeq and is a predicted model, not a curated record. Gene Ontology annotation, biological process: long-chain fatty acid import into cell; long-chain fatty acid metabolic process; bile acid metabolic process. Gene Ontology annotation, molecular function: long-chain fatty acid transmembrane transporter activity; long-chain fatty acid-CoA ligase activity. Lineage: Eukaryota; Metazoa; Chordata; Mammalia; Rodentia; Sciuridae.